Molecule: messenger RNA, 828 nt
Organism: Ambispora gerdemannii
Lineage: Eukaryota; Fungi; Glomeromycota; Glomeromycetes; Archaeosporales; Ambisporaceae
Source: the annotation of a GenBank genome assembly
AUGGUGAAAAAAGAAGGGAAAACAGAUGAUGAUAGCGAAGAUGGUGGUGAUGGAGAUGAUGAUGGUGGAGAUGGUGAUGACAGAGAUGGGAAUGGCGGAGAUGGUAAUGACGGAAAUGGGAAUGAUGAUGAUGGAGGUGAAGAUGAUGAUGAUGAAGAUGGUGAAGGUAAGGAUAAUGAUGGCGGUGAGAAGGAUGAUGGAGGUGAGGAUGGAGAUGGUAAUCGUGAAGGUGAUGAUGGUGGAGAUGGUGAUGAUGGCGAUAACAAAGGGGAUGUUAAGAAUGCUGGCAAUGGUGGUGAUGAUGAUCUUCUUUUUGUUGGUGGUGGUAAGGAUGAGGAUGGUGAUAGUUUUCUUUUUUUAUUAUUCACGGAAUUUGCGCGAAUCUUUAACACAAUAUCAGAGAGCCCAACUGUUGGAAUUGUCGUUAAUUCCCUAAUUAGACUCUCUUUGGCUUGCGAUGCAGUUAACAUAGGAAACUCGCAUCGCAAUUUUUUAUACGCACGAUUUGAUUGUCUUUGUGCGAGCGAAAGAAAACCCGGAUGCAAUUCACCAACUUCGAAUUUCCUCUUUCUUGGUGAUGAAGAUGAUGAUGAAUAUGACAAAGAUGAUGAAGCUGACGAAGGUGAAGAUGGCAACGAAGAUGAUAAAGAUGAUGAAGAUGAUGACGAAGAUAGUGAAAAUGAUGACGAUGGUGAAGAUGGUGGAGAUGAUAAAGAUAACGAAGAUAGUGGAGAUGAUGAAGGUGACGAAGGUGAUAAAGAUGGUGAAGAAGAUAAUAGAGGUGAUGAUGGCAUGGUAGUAUCAUUAGGAGGAGACGAAGUAGGAUGA